AUGUCAAAAAAACUAAGGAAGAAAGGAGGAAAAGCUCUCACAGAGACACAACAAUUUCGGAAACAUGAUCAUGUCGAAGUAGUAGCGGCACUUACUGGUAAAUACUCUUCCCUUCAUAACUUGCAAGCAAUAGCAGCUCCUUUCAAGCAGUUCCCGUUAUCCAGGCAAACGCAAAGGGGGUUAGAAGAAUGUGGUUAUGAAAUUCCUACAGCUGUUCAAAAUAAUUCGUUACCUUUUACGCUAACAGGCCAUGAUGUAGUAGCGGCAGCUAAAACAGGAAGUGGAAAAACACUGGCUAUGCUUAUUCCGAUUUUGGAAUGUUUAUGGAGGAAUCAUUGGUCUCCUGAUCUCGGAUUAGGAGCUCUGAUCAUUUCUCCAACCAGAGAGUUAGCGUUGCAAACGUACACUUGUUUGAAUAAUAUCGGACGGUUCCAUAAAUUUUCAGCUGCCCUUUUAAUUGGAGGAACGGACGUAAAGUAUGAAUUACAGCGUGUUGCACUUGUUAACAUUGUUAUUUGUACUCCUGGAAGACUUUUGCAGCACAUGGACGAAAAUUCUAACUUGGACUGUGACGGUUUACAGGUUUUAGCUUUGGAUGAGGCUGAUAGAAUGCUGGAUAUGGGCUUUUCGCAGCAGAUUAAUGCUAUUGUUGAGAACUUACCACGCACACGCCAAACUCUUCUCUUCUCUGCCACCCAAACGAAAAACGUGCAAGAUUUAACUAGAGUUUGUACCAAGGAUCCUUAUUUUGUUAAUCCUCACCAAAAUUCUGAGUUUGCUACUCCUGUCGGUUUAAAACAGUACUAUACGACAAUGGAAGAGCAUCUGAAGAUAAAUAUGUUGUGGUCAUUCAUUGUUAGUCAUAAAUUCCACAAAUCUCUAGUGUUUGUAACUAAUUGUAAACAGGCAAGAUUUUUAACGGAGGCGUUUUGUCACAUGCGUCCCGGAGUUGUUUUAAUGGGUUUGUGGGGCACUAUGAAUCAAAAAAAGAGAGUCCAAACUUUCCAGAAGUUUGAAAAUACUAAGCAUGCUGUAAUGAUAGCCACUGACGUUGCAAGUCGAGGUUUAGAUUUUUCUGAUGUUGACUGGAUCGUGCAAGUAGAUGCUCCAGCCACCAUAGAAGAUUAUAUUCAUAGGGUUGGACGAACAGCACGGAUGGAUACUAAUGGCAGUUCCAUAAUAUUCUUGAACAACUUCCAAAAAGACAAUAUGUUAUCUUUACUUCAGAAGUAUAGCAUACCAAUUGAACAGCAAAAAGUGAAAGAAAGCAGAAUUGUUGAUGCUAGGCCUGCUCUUCGUAAUGUCAUUGUCGAGUUCCCAGAAUUAAAAGACUAUGCACAAAGGAGUAUUAUCGCUUACAUCAAAAGCAUUUACUUGAUGAAGAACAAGCAAGUUUUCGAUGUUAGCACUAUCAACGUGGAGGCUUUAUCUGAUUCUUAUGGAUUAUUAUCAGCUCCAAAGAUUCGAUUCUUGCGUAAGACACAGCAUGCUGACAAAUCUAAGAAGGCUACGGAAAAGAAAAAGUUUACCAAUGAAAUGAAUUUCGAACUGAACAGUUUCAAGAUAGAUUCUAAAGAUGACGAUUUCCUCAGUAUCAAAACUAAGGAUGUGUUUAAUACUCUGAAUAAUGAUAAGGAAGAAGAGGAGGUUCCAGAAAUCAAGGGGCGAGGCAUGAAAGUUAAAGCCGUCACUAAGGAGGAAACAGCUAAAAAAUUGUUAAAGAAGGGAGUUGUGAUUAACUCACGAACUACUUUCGAUGAAGAAGGAGCUGUUCCUGAAAAAGAAGCAGUUGAAGAAGUUAGAGAAAAUGUUGGUCUAAAUAUUGAGGAAGCACAGAAAGAAAUACAAGAAAGAGAUGAAAGAGAUAAAGAGGAACGCAGGCAGAUCAGAAGGAAACACAAUAAAGAAAGAAAGAUGAAGGAAAAAAUGGCUAGGAAAGCUCAACGAGAUAAAAUGGAGGAAAAACAGAGAGAUAUUGCGGACUCAGACUCUGACAAUAGUGUUGAUUUAUCUUGGUUACCUGACCCUGAUAAUCCGAAAAGAAUGUCAGAUGAUGAAGACGAUGAGCCGAAGGUUAAACGAAGAUAUCGUGAGGUCGUUGAAACGCAAGAAAAGUUCGCCAUGGACUUGCUUAAUCCAUUUUAA
Auanema sp. JU1783 is the source of this 2145-nucleotide messenger RNA. The record is from the annotation of a GenBank genome assembly. Lineage: Eukaryota; Metazoa; Nematoda; Chromadorea; Rhabditida; Rhabditidae.